This is a messenger RNA of Trypanosoma brucei brucei TREU927, 783 nucleotides long. Its product is annotated as bloodstream stage alanine-rich protein BARP. NCBI's taxonomy places the organism in Eukaryota, Euglenozoa, Kinetoplastea, Trypanosomatida, Trypanosomatidae. The transcript has a single exon. The record is from RefSeq and is a predicted model, not a curated record. Bases 1 to 783 code for a protein of 260 amino acids.
AUGAGCAUCACUUUUCAUAACUUAUGGCUACUUUUGACAGUGUUAUGCACUGCAGGUAUUCGUGCUGACGAUAUCUUGAAUAAUUGCUCUGCUGGUAGGAAACCCCCACCGGCAGUAUACGUAACUGCCUUGUGUCGUGUGGCGGAACAACUUCGAGGGUUAGGAGGGACUAUUAGUUCCUCUCUUCUUACUGUAACUUCCGCGUCAAGUAAAGCAUUCAAAGCAAAGGUACAAGCAGAGAAGGCUGUGAAACUUGCCGAGUCGAGAGGCCUAAACGUUACGAAAGCGAAGGAAGCUGCUGUGAGAGCAACACUCGCUGCUGAAGCUGCGGCCACGGCUGUGAGCUAUUGUAUUACCCAUUCUACGAAAGUUGGGUCAAUUGCAGAGAUGCUAUGGGAGGUAGAUGAGGAGCUGCAUGUUUUUUCGUUAUGUGGUAACAAAGACAGGGAUGUACAAGAUACGGCAUUAAAGUGUACUGAUACAGCGGAAGGUGUAACAGCCCAAUCGCUCAGUGAGGCGCUAGAAGGGUUAGCUAAAUUAGUUUUUGACGACAACGUUGCUAGAAAGUUGCGGCAGGAAGAUACUGUGUUCCAGAGAGAAUUUAUGUGGUUACAGCAGCACAUGGAGGAGGCUGUCCGUGCACAAAAACAAGCUGAGGAUGCAGCUGCAGAUGCAAAUGAAACAGCCGGCCCAAAUACGGGACCAGUUGUGAAUUCUGUUGCAUCACCUGAAGGGUCAGUGCUGCUACUGAUGGCUGGACUGUUUCUCGGUUCUGUACUGUAA